CACGUCUCCCCCAACCUCUUCGCCUGAACACCACCAUUUUUACAACCGAUCGAUCGCGAUUAGUUCGAUCUCGACCUUCCUGCAAUGGCAAAGGCCACCAUCCUUCUCUUCCUGGUGCUCGCUGCCGCCACCGCAGCCAUGGCGGCCACCAGCGCAAGCACGGCUCCGGUCGGGAUAAGGAAAAGCCGGUUUCUCAUGACGCAGCAGGGGCAGGGUGCCGAUCCCUACUACUACUACAGCUGCUCCAAGAAGUCGGCCGCCGCCGUCUGCCUCGCGGCGGGGAGCCCCGGCGCGACGUGCUGCGGCGGGCGGUGCGUGGACACCGGCGCCAGCGGUGAACACUGCGGCGGCUGCAACAAGGCGUGCAAGCACGGGCGGAGCUGCUGCGGCGGGCGGUGCGUGGACCUGCUGUCCGACAGGGACAACUGCGGCAGCUGCUCCAACCAGUGCAGCAACAAGUGCACAUACGGCUUCUGCGACUACGCCAUUUGACAACGACAUGCAUGCAUACUCGAGGAGAUCAAGCUGUGUGUGAUUAUUAAGAGUUCAAGACAUGCGCUGUGUUGCGCACAGCCUACACUGCAUCGUAUACGCUGGAGGAAAAUGUAUCACGUAAACACCACAAAAUAUAUAUUGUCACGAGAAGUGUCCACCGUUAAUAUA
Messenger RNA from Oryza sativa Japonica Group (Japanese rice), 663 nucleotides. Its product is annotated as stigma-specific STIG1-like protein 2. NCBI's taxonomy places the organism in Eukaryota, Viridiplantae, Streptophyta, Magnoliopsida, Poales, Poaceae. The record is from RefSeq and is a predicted model, not a curated record.